Messenger RNA from Antrostomus carolinensis (chuck-will's-widow), 4079 nucleotides. RefSeq names its product Cl-/H+ antiporter 3 (gene CLCN3). Gene Ontology annotation, biological process: transmembrane transport; chloride transport. Gene Ontology annotation, molecular function: voltage-gated chloride channel activity; chloride:proton antiporter activity. Bases 6 to 2528 code for a protein of 840 amino acids. The record is from RefSeq and is a predicted model, not a curated record. Lineage: Eukaryota; Metazoa; Chordata; Aves; Caprimulgiformes; Caprimulgidae. Gene Ontology annotation, cellular component: synaptic vesicle; plasma membrane; Golgi apparatus. The transcript is spliced from 13 exons.
CGUCCAUGGAUGUCUCUUCGGAUCCGUAUCUGCCCUACGAUGGCGGGGGGGCAGACGGCAUUCCGCUCAGGGAGUUGCACAAACGAGGAACUCAUUAUACAAUGACAAAUGGAGGAAGUAUCAACAGUUCAACACAUUUACUGGAUCUUCUGGAUGAACCAAUUCCUGGAGUAGGAACAUACGAUGACUUCCAUACCAUUGACUGGGUUCGAGAGAAGUGCAAAGACAGAGAAAGGCAUAGACGGAUUAACAGCAAGAAGAAAGAAUCAGCAUGGGAGAUGACAAAAAGUUUGUACGAUGCAUGGUCAGGAUGGCUGGUAGUCACACUAACUGGUUUGGCAUCAGGGGCAUUGGCAGGAUUAAUUGACAUUGCUGCUGACUGGAUGACUGACUUAAAGGAAGGCAUUUGCCUUAGUGCUUUGUGGUUUAACCAUGAACAGUGUUGUUGGGGUUCAAAUGAGACCACGUUUGAAGAGAGGGAUAAAUGUCCACAGUGGAAAACCUGGGCAGAACUAAUAAUUGGGCAAGCAGAAGGUCCAGGUUCGUACAUAAUGAACUACAUAAUGUACAUUUUCUGGGCUUUGAGCUUUGCCUUCUUAGCAGUUUCUCUGGUGAAGGUAUUUGCUCCCUAUGCCUGUGGCUCAGGGAUACCUGAGAUAAAAACUAUUUUGAGUGGCUUCAUCAUCAGAGGUUACUUGGGGAAGUGGACUUUGAUGAUAAAAACAAUUACUUUAGUCUUGGCUGUCGCAUCAGGUUUGAGUUUAGGAAAAGAGGGUCCCUUGGUACAUGUUGCCUGCUGCUGUGGGAAUAUUUUUUCCUACCUUUUUCCAAAGUACAGCACAAAUGAAGCUAAGAAAAGAGAGGUGUUGUCAGCUGCCUCAGCAGCAGGAGUAUCUGUAGCUUUUGGUGCCCCGAUUGGUGGAGUCCUUUUCAGUCUGGAGGAGGUCAGUUACUAUUUCCCACUGAAAACUUUAUGGAGAUCAUUUUUUGCUGCUUUAGUAGCUGCAUUUGUUUUAAGGUCCAUCAAUCCUUUUGGUAAUAGCCGCCUAGUUCUUUUUUAUGUGGAAUAUCACACUCCUUGGUAUCUUUUUGAACUGCUUCCCUUUAUUCUUCUGGGAGUAUUUGGUGGGCUCUGGGGAGCAUUUUUCAUCCGAGCAAACAUUGCAUGGUGUCGUCGACGCAAAUCUACGAAAUUUGGGAAGUAUCCUGUCCUGGAGGUUAUUAUUGUUGCAGCAAUAACAGCUGUCAUUGCAUUUCCUAAUCCGUAUACAAGGCUAAACACCAGUGAGCUUAUUAAAGAGCUCUUCACAGACUGUGGGCCAUUAGAAUCUUCCUCCCUCUGUGACUACAGAAACGAUAUGAAUGCGAGCAAAAUAGUAGAUGAUAUUCCUGACCGUCCAGCAGGCACUGGAGUCUAUUCAGCUAUAUGGCAGUUGUGUUUAGCACUCAUAUUUAAAAUAAUCAUGACAGUCUUCACCUUUGGUAUCAAGGUUCCAUCUGGGUUGUUCAUACCUAGUAUGGCAAUUGGAGCAAUAGCAGGAAGGAUUGUAGGAAUUGCAGUGGAGCAGCUGGCUUACUACCAUCAUGACUGGUUCAUUUUCAAGGAGUGGUGUGAAGUUGGAGCUGACUGUAUUACACCUGGUCUUUAUGCCAUGGUUGGUGCUGCUGCGUGCUUAGGUGGUGUGACAAGGAUGACUGUGUCCCUGGUAGUUAUUGUCUUUGAGCUAACAGGAGGGCUGGAAUAUAUUGUGCCCCUAAUGGCUGCAGUCAUGACCAGUAAGUGGGUAGGAGAUGCCUUUGGUAGGGAAGGCAUCUAUGAAGCACACAUCCGACUGAAUGGAUAUCCUUUCCUGGACGCAAAGGAAGAAUUUACUCACACAACACUGGCUGCUGAUGUUAUGAGACCUCGAAGAAGCGAUCCACCUUUAGCAGUUCUGACACAGGAUAAUAUGACAGUUGAAGACAUAGAAAACUUGAUCAAUGAAACCAGCUAUAAUGGUUUUCCUGUUAUUAUGUCAAAAGAAUCGCAGAGACUAGUGGGCUUUGCUCUAAGAAGAGAUUUAACUAUUGCAAUAGAAAGUGCUAGAAAAAAGCAGGAAGGGAUUGUUGGCAGUUCCAGGGUCUGUUUUGCCCAGCAUACCCCAUCACUUCCAGCAGAAAGCCCUCGACCAUUGAAGCUUAGAAGCAUACUUGAUAUGAGCCCUUUCACCGUGACAGACCACACACCAAUGGAAAUAGUGGUGGAUAUUUUCCGAAAGCUGGGUCUGAGGCAGUGCCUUGUAACACACAACGGGAUUGUCUUGGGGAUCAUCACAAAGAAGAACAUAUUAGAGCAUCUCGAGCAACUAAAGCAGCACGUCGAACCCUUGGCGCCUCCUUGGCAUUAUAACAAAAAAAGAUAUCCUCCGUCAUAUGGCCCAGACGGCAAACCAAGACCCCGCUUCAAUAAUGUUCAACUGAAACCCAUAGCUGAGGAGAGAGAGGAAACGGAAGAGGAGGUUCAUUUGUUGAAUAGCACAACACUUUAGUCUGGGGAGUACUUCUAAAAUCAGAGACGAGAGCUGGGUUUUUUGCGUAACAGUGCUGCUGGAAAUGAGGAGUUGGUCUGGGGGAGCACGUGGCGAGGAGGAAGGUUGAUGGGAGCAUGGGAAGGGAGAGCUGCUGUCCUGCACUGGAUGCGUCCCGAGACGUCAGGUCUGCCAUGAUAGUGCAGUGGGUGAGCCGUGCGAGGCAACGCAAUUCUCCAGCCCCAGCCUGGUACUUCAGCAUUGAAGAGAUGUGUUAUUAGUCCCUGUUUCUGGAGGGAUCAUUCUGAAUUGAGCCAUCUUACGGAGACUGAAAGGUCUUGCCCUUUUUACCAUUGAAAACUGUUGUGUUAGCUCAUGAAACAUCACCUUUCUACAUUCCAGAAGAGCUUUAUUUCUCUCUCUCCUGAGCCGUAACAAAGCCUCUUUAAAAUUGGUGGGCCCUGUUGAAGCAGUUUUUUCUCAUAUUGAGAUGUACUGUGAGUUGCUGAGGUUUGAUCGCAAGAAGGGAGGUUUUUCUUGUGCCAUUAAAUGUGUAAGUUUGUACGUCAUGAAAUGCUUGGGGCAAUACAGAGCCACUGCGACAAAAACAGAUUGAACAGGUAAUACCGUGCAAGAACCAUGUGAGACUUCUUUCAGCCCAUGUGCUGUUGUGAUAUGAGAAAAAUUUAAACCAGGUGAAACUGGUGUUUCAAAGAAAAAUGCUGUUUUUGCUGCAGAAAAUAUGAAUAAUGUGACCUGGUCUUAUGCAAUUUUUGUAUUAUUGAAAACACUAUGAUAUAUACCAAUGUUGUGCAGUAUAAGGAAAAAUACUGCUAUUCUACUAGUUAAGAGCUGGAACAAUUCUGUAUAUGUGUAUCUGGUAAAAACUGCAUGCUACAACACUGGAGAUCUUUUUCCCCCCUGUAAAAUUUGAGAACAGUAAUUUUUAUUUUUUCUUCUCCACAAACGACGUUCCACUGCUGACAUGGUAGGAAGAAACGUAACUCAUAACUUGCACUAAAUGUAUAUUAAUUUUCUUGGAGUUUUACCAUUCUUUAUUUAUAUUUGUAUGGAUUAAAGAAUUAUGAAAAAAGAAUCAGUUAAUAUCUCACAUAACUAAUUAAUUACCUUUUUAAUGUGAUUUUAUAGAAUAAUUCAUGAUCCUCUGCAAUUAAUGGAGGAUUAGCAAAUGUUUACAACUAGAUGAAGGGUUUAAACAAAAUGGUUUCUUUAUGAUCCAACAUACAUAUAAGAUCAUUUUCAAAUAUAACUUUCACUGCCGUUACCUUGAGAUUUCCUUUGUCCUUUACUAGCAGAUAACUGGAACAGUAAUAUUAAAAUUUUAUUUUAAAAAACUGCAGGGUUUAAAAAAUAAUAGGAAGAAAGCAACUAUAAUUAUUAGAUUGCUUUUGACUCUCUAUUUUUUUUUCCAAAGUAUACAGAGGUGUAAAUGAUAGGUAGCCACAGAAGAUGAGCAGCAGGGCAGAACUGAAUCCAGUACUUGAAACUUUGGCAGGGUUUAAAAUUCAGCAGCAGCACACAUGCUAGCAGGUGGACGGACAGAUCCCCAAC